AUGACGGACUUCGCAGAUGACAACUCUCUGGAAGACUCCUCUCAAGCUGGCUACAACGCUGUGGAGACCUACCAGGAUUCCUAUGCCAACCACCGGGAGGAUGACGAGACCUACGGUGACGAUGAUGCAGCAUGGGAAGACGACCAGCGAGAGCGGGAGAUCGAAGAAGAGGUCGUGAUCUGGUAUGCCAGCCAGAACAUCGAUGCGCAGACAUGUGCGCAGGAAGACUUGGAGCUUGUGGUCGACGCUGUGGAGGUUGAAAUUUCGGCCUACUACAACCGUAUGCAGGCUGAACAUCGUGGAGUCACCAGCCCGGCCAACAGUUCCAACUAUGCUGGUGGAUCAUCGACUAUGUCAAGCCAAGAACGUCAAGCCAAAGUUCUAGCUGCGAAGCAACGAUCUCACUGUCGAGCAUGCGGGCAACUUGGUCGUGGAAAAGGAUUUGGAAAGAAAGGCAAAGGAGGCAAGUUUGGGAAGGCCAAAGGUGACUAUGGAAAGUCUCGUGGAAAAGGUGGAAAGAAGGACAAGCCAAGAGUGGUCUACUUCGCUGUGGGUGAGGCCAGUGGCAGUGGCGAUGGACAUUGCUACAUGGUGCUUCAUUCGAGCCUAGACGAUCCUGGGACACCUACAUCUGCAGAAGGACGCCUGGAUGGACGCCUCGAUGCAGAGCAGCAAGGAGCCUUGGAAGCCGAAGUGCAGCGUUUGAUGCAGCUUUCGAGGGAUGAGAUUGACCGGAGACUUCAACAGGAGUUGGAAUUCAUGCCCCCGGUUUCGAAGGCUGAAGAGCCCUACACCUAUGCCGAAGUGAGCCUGGAGAUCCAACACCUGGAGACAGAGGAGUGUGUGCCCACCGGAACACUACGAGAAGAGGAAGCAAUCAGAUCUACGUCAGUGGUCAUUGAGGCUGACGAGAACACCGGCUACAACAUCAACAACGAGGCACAGGGCGAGUUCUUGCAUGUGGUCAACGCCACCUUGCUGUGCUACAAGACUCUUGGAUCGACCUUCACUCAGGCUAUGACAUCGAUGCCAGUGGCAAAGGCAUCACCAGGAGCAAGAUCUACGACAAGUGCGGCAAGAUCUACAUCGAGCGUUGGAACUUUGAGGACUGAAGCCGGAGGAAUCGGUGGAUCCAACAUGAUCACCUUCGAACGCUACAAGGGCUACACUUUCACAGAUGUCUACGAGAUGGACGCUGGGUACGUGCAGUUUGCACUGGAUGAGCGUGCAAAGGGAUCUGCCUAUUGCACCAACAUGCAGAGGUUUCAGGACUACUGCAUGCGGCGACGGGAAUCAGAAGGCAUCUCAGUGGCCUACAUGGUGGACGAUGAGUUCGCAGUGAGCGGACCGGAAGAUGACGAUGUGCUGAUGUACUUGGACAGUGGUUGCAACUCCACAUGCCACGGCCAGUACUGGAUGGAGAAGUUUGAGGAUGCCACCAACUAUCGGCCACAAUGGAUGUCCCGAGAGCGCAAGAACCUGAUCGGAAUUGGCGGAGCUGCCUUGAGCUUGGGCAUCAGGAAACUCUACAUCGCCCUGGAAACUUUGGAAGGAUACAAUGUCCCCGGCAUCAUCACUUCGAUUGAGAUCGAGGGAUCUCAUGUCCCUCUUCUACUUUCACUUCAAGCUCAACAAGACCUCGGCAUGGUGAUCGACUUGGUGGAAGGCACUGUGAAGUCUCGGACCUUGGGAUGCACCUUCAACGCAGUUCGAGGACGUCGCAACAGAUUGAUCGGACUUCGCUUGACCUCUGGUGACUUCAUGGACGACGGUGCCACGAUCCCAGUGAGUCUCAUAGCAGAGGCUGAUGAUGGAGACCGAGAGAUCGAGAUCAAUGGAGGAGGCAUGCAAAGAAGCCGACAGGAGUCAGCUCGUGGAAGUGCAGAUCCACCGAGCUUUGAGACCUACAAUGGCCUGGAGGACUGGACAGAGGAUGACGUCUUUCCUCCAGCACCACAACCACUACUAGAGACGGAGGAUGAUGAGUUCGUCUAUGUGGAGGUGGACGUGACGGAUGAUGAAGACGAUGAUGUCAUCAUCACCGAGGACAACCCAGAGAAUGCCGAGUCCAAAGAGGAAGAGAAUCCGGAGCGUCGAGAUGAGUCGACUCAGGACAUCAUCAAUGAGCUCGAGGCGCUGCCCGACGAGGUCUUCGACGCAUUCCCGGACGAGCUCUUUUUACCUGGAGGUGGAGACGGAGAUGGAUCGCCGUCGAGCCCUACGUCUCAGCGACACCCUGAGGAGGACGAGGCAGACUGUUGGGAGCUGAAGGAUGACCUGGUGAUUCGACACCACUUCACACCCAGGAAGCAGUUCUUCAACCCGAAGGACGCUGAGCUGUCCCUUCCCAUCGAUCUGAACCGUCUCAGUUCAACCAGAUGGACUUUUAUGGAAUACCUGGACAAGGAGGAGAAAGACACUGAGAUCGAUGAGUCGAAGGAAAAGCCAUCAACUGAAGGACGAGAUCGGGUGUGGGUUGGAACUACGGAAUUCCGUGUCAUCCCAAUCGAUGAGGAGUUGAAGACCCUGAGGAUGUCUUGGGAAGAUGGGCCUAAGAAGGUCAUGAACAGAGGCCAGCGCAAGAAGAUCCGCGCUGAGGUGCAGGACAUUGAGAAGGAGGACUACGCCUUGUGGAGUGUUCUUGGACGUCAACGCCCAGCUAUGCCACGUGGAUGGAAAGCUCUUUUGGAGUUGUUCGCUGGUGCAGCGGUUUUGACCGCGACCUUUCAGGCUCAGGGCUGUGAGUGCUGCCAACCCUUGGACAUCAGAUCUGGAUGGAAUGUCUUCGACAACGAGCAGAGGAAGCAGGUUGAACACACCAUCGAGCGGGCAAAGACGCCACCAGGUCAGUUCUCCGCGGACUGGGGCCUGCUAAAAGAUCUGGCUGACAGGCCUAUUGAUGCAGCGGCGAUGAUCAUUUGUGGGGUGUACUUUAUGACUCGUGAAAUUGAGUUCUCAGGAGCCAUUCAGCAUGAACUGACCAUACUUCCUGAUGCUUCCAGUUGUCAGCUGCUACUGCCGGUUUCCAAGAAGGAUCCCAAUGCGUGCGGAGUGGUGGGAACAGUGGAAUGCAUGUGUGAUCUGUUGCCUGUUUGUCCAUCGUGCUACUUGCAAGGCUAUCUGGAGCGAUUGAGCCGUUUAGGCAAGGAGCUCAGCAUCGAUGUUGACCCCAUGCCUUUGUUUCCAAACCCAGUCGGAUGUGCGCUCACGAAGCGCCAGGUGAAUGAAAUGGUCAGAGACAUUGUGAAAGGCUACAUGCCUGGGGCUUCUAACGAGGCUCUAUCCAGGGGUUCUCUGGACACUGCUUGUGUAUUGCUGGCGCAAGACACUAUUCAGAACUUGGCAUGGACCCUCUGA
Molecule: messenger RNA, 3357 nt
Organism: Cladocopium goreaui
Lineage: Eukaryota; Dinophyceae; Suessiales; Symbiodiniaceae
Source: the annotation of a GenBank genome assembly